Molecule: messenger RNA, 525 nt
Organism: Cladophialophora immunda
Lineage: Eukaryota; Fungi; Ascomycota; Eurotiomycetes; Chaetothyriales; Herpotrichiellaceae
Exons: 2
Coding region: 1-525 (174 amino acids)
Source: RefSeq, a predicted model, not a curated record
AUGGCUACCAAACCCAUCAUGCUUGCUCACCCCCUGAUCAGCCAGCAAUCGGUAUCCCUUCCCAGCUCGUGCGUCUUCCGUCACGCUCGAGUCGGUGGGAGAUGGUAUCUGCCUGAUGCGUUAGAUUACGGCGGAAGCUCCACGGCCGAGUAUCAGACUCCCUCUUUCGAGACCUUGCGAGCAUCGAACGAUCAUUCCUCCCAGCGGACCUCCCCUCCCGGUCCCAGUCGCGCUCCGCUGAGCUCCGCCGAGAUCGUGGCCGUCUGCACCGCCGCCCGGCAAUCCGUGGAGCAUUGCAGACCUUCUCCCCCCGCUGUCCACAGGAGGCACAAGCGAUAUGGCAUUGCCCGCAGCGAGGAUGGGCUGAAAGAGAUUGAUACACGGUAUGAGCAUAAAGAAAUCUGGUGGCAUAUCACGGAGAAAGAAGCGGUGGUCAACUUCCGAGCCGCAAUCGCAGCGGACAGCAGUGCUUCGACUUCGCCGCUGCCGACUGCCAGCGGUGGCACGCACCUGUGCCUGAAAUGA